This is a messenger RNA of Drosophila gunungcola (fruit fly), 3666 nucleotides long. It is a transcript of the gene dnr1, whose product is annotated as E3 ubiquitin-protein ligase MYLIP. Gene Ontology annotation, biological process: ubiquitin-dependent protein catabolic process. Lineage: Eukaryota; Metazoa; Arthropoda; Insecta; Diptera; Drosophilidae. Gene Ontology annotation, cellular component: cytoskeleton. Bases 605 to 2635 code for a protein of 676 amino acids. The record is from RefSeq and is a predicted model, not a curated record. Gene Ontology annotation, molecular function: ubiquitin-protein transferase activity. The transcript is spliced from 4 exons.
UCGGCAGCAGUGUUUAACACAAAAAUAUCACAAUACAAAAAACCACAAAAUAAUCCGUAAAAUCGCCGGGAAAAUAUCACGAAUGAUAUUUUGAUUCUUGAGAAAAACAACGGUAUAAAAAUCAAUGCGUUUCACAAGACAGCAAUAAACAAGCUAAAAUAAUUUAGGAAUAACCAACAACUGUAGCAACAAUCAAAAGUUAAUACGAAAAGAGUGCGUGCGUUUGUUGCCGCUUAAUAAAAAUGUGUACAAAAUUUCAAAAGUGCAAAUUUAUAUAAAUCACUCCCGCAGUGCUAACGUUCAAAGUUAACAAACAAAUCAAACCAAAUAAAAUAAAGUAGAAUCAAAGCAAAUCAGAAAUUGGCUAACAGUCCCCAGACUGGAACAAAAUACGCGAACUUAAUUAAAUUUCGUGCGCAAAAGAGUAAAUUUGCAACCUGUAGCUCGGGCUUCGGCUUUGAUUUUGAUUUUGAAUUCGGCUUUUGUGCGAGCAAGCCGGAAGCCAAUCCCCAAUGCAAUUGUUUUGAACCACAGCUGAGCAGAGCUUUUACCUGUUAGACAACAAAUAAAACGGCGGCAGCAGCAGCAGCAGCAAAGCAACAAUAUGUGGUGCAUUGUCAACUUGCCCAACGGCACCCAACAAGCCGUCAAGUGGGAUCCCAAAGCCAAUGGACAGGAGUGUCUGGAGAAGGUCUGUCGUGCAUUGAAUAUCAUCUGCGAGAUGGAGUACUUCGGCCUGGAGCACUGGACGCCCAACCAGAAGGAGUCGCAGACGCGUCAGUGGAUCAAUCUGCGCAACCGUUUGUCCGGCGACAGUGGAAGCAGUGGCAGUGGCAUCCAGUUGAUGCUGGCCCUCAGGGUCAAGUUCUGGGUGCCGGUGCACUUCAUCCUGCAGGAGAGUGUGAGGAAUCUGUUCUACAUGCAGGCCAGGCGCGACUUGCUCGAGGGUCGCCUAACCGCUCCCGAUUGGAGUGGAGCGGCCAAGCUGGCGGCGCUGCUCUGCCAGGCGGAUGGAUUGCGCUUCAACGAAUCGUCUCUGCGGGCAGAGUGCCCGAUGCGGAUGAGGCGGGAGUUGGCCCAGCAGCAGCAGCAGCAACAGCAGGCGCAGCAACAGCGUUUGGAGCAGCAGCGUAAGGAGAAGGAGCACGUUCUCAGUUUCAAGAAGCGUCGCCUAUCCAAGCAAAAGUCCAUGGAGCACAUCGAAAUCUGUAGUACGCUGCCAACGACGGCCAAUGCCACCAGUUGCAGUCUCCAGCCCUCGCCAUCCGCCUCCGCCUCCGCUUCAGCAUCCGCAUCCGCAUCCGCCUCCACAUCCGCCUGCUCGCAAACCCACUCGAACAGCAGCUCCAGCAGUCCCAGCAAUAGCAGCAGUCAAACGGGAUUGGACGAGCGACUGGCCAGCAAUCCACUGCGCAUGUACGAGGAGUACCUGAUCCAACCCAGUUCCGAGGGCGAACCACCGGCGGACUAUCUCCGGCAAAUAGCCAUGGAGCACGGCAAACUGGCCAAGCUGCAGAUGAGCCUCAAGUCGGCCAAGUACUGGCUGCUGCAGUCCAUCCAGGAUCUCGAGGGCUACGGCGAGGAGCUCUUCAGCGGAGUGACCACCAACGAGAGUGCCACGCGUUGUGACAUUGCGGUGGGCGCCCAUGGCAUCACCGUCUGCCGGGGGGGCGAGAAACAGAGCAUCCCCUUUGGCGCCAUUGCUGCGGCCAAGUCGCUGCGUCGCACUUUCAAGCUGGAGUACGUGGACGACCACAACGAUCGCAAGGAGCUGGAGAUCAAGCUGCCCAAGCAGCCGAUCGCCGCGGGUCUGUACCGCUCCAUCACGGAACGCCAUGCCUUCUACGUGUGCGACAAGGUGCGCGGCGUGGUGACCAAUCAGUUCACGCGGGACCUCAAGGGCACCAUCGCCUCCAUGUUCAUGGAGAACACGGAGCUGGGCAAGCGCUAUGUCUUCGACAUCCAGCACACCUGUCGCGAGGUGCACGACCAGGCCCGCAGGACGCUCCACGAGCGCGGUGGCGACCUGGUGGCCGAGGGCGCCGAAGGCUGCUCUGCCGCCGCCGCUGGAGUAUUGGGCGCCUCUGCCGGCGCCGAUCCCCUGGACGCAGUGGCCGGGGUCAGCGCAAUGGCACUGGCCCUGUCGACGACUGGUGCCGGCGGCUCCAUGGCCGGCAAGAUAGAUUUGGCCAUUCGCGAGAAGGAGGCGCGUGAGGCGGCGAUUGAGCGCUGCGUGGACACGCGCAUCUCGGAGGCCAUGCAGUGCAAGAUCUGCAUGGACCGCGCCAUCAACACAGUGUUCAAUCCGUGCUGUCACGUCAUCGCCUGUGCCCAGUGCGCUGCAAGAUGCAGCAACUGUCCCAACUGUCGGGUGAAGAUAACCAGCGUGGUCAAAAUCUAUCUGCCGCCGGAGCUGCGCACCAGCCAAACCGGCAGCGGCGCCACAAUAACCAGCAGCUGCAGCAGCAGCGGCAGUGGCAGCGGUGUCGAUGGCCCGGUGGAGGAGCAACUGCAUCAGCUGGAGGAGAUCUCAGUGGCGCCCGCAUCCAUGGAGGCGGGACCAGGAGCUGGAGCGGGAGCAGGAGCAGGAGCAACCGCACCUGGCGGACAGCCAAAGGUCACGACGGCCGCCUAGAAUUGGUUGUGCUCGCUGCUGUUCCGGCUGAUGGAAUGGGUGUGCGUGCCGAUUGUCUGAGAACCAAUAUGAUCCACUAAUAUUCUAUGACCACAACCUAAAUGGGGAACAAAUCAACUAACAAACGAGCAACUAGCAACUUGCAACAUGCAACAUGCAACGUGCAACAAGCAUAGGGAAUUUGAGAGAGAGCCCGCUGUGGGUUUCGAUUGGAUUAGAAGUGUGAAGCGAGUAGUCAGUCUGUCAACAAUCUUAGCUCUAUCUUUACUCAAGUAUUUUACCGAUAUAAGCAACUGAAACUUUAACUGUAACUUUAACACUAACUCUAACUCGUAACUCUAAUUGUAACUGUAACUGUAACUGUAACUGUAACUGUAACUCUAAUGUAGAUAGAUGCUAGCGAUUUACACGAUAUUUACCAUUUAUAGAUGUACGGACUUCGAGAAAGUGCUAUUUAAACUCGUCUAAGACUUCACUGCAUAGCCUAUGCCUAGAAUCUAUAACUGCAGAUUGUUUCAUAUUCAUAUACAACACUGUAUACACAUAGAUAUAUUUACGAUCGUUAUAGAUCAGCGAUACCUUAUACGAUAUAGCCCUUGAAUGUACAACAUAGUUACUUACUAAAUGUUAGCAAUUUUACCAACUAAACUCGAGAUGUAUUUAUUAACGCCUAAACUCUUUAGUAUUCCACCCCUCCCCAAGAACUCAAGAACCCAAGAAACUAAGAAACUAAGAAACUAAGAAACCAAGAAACCCCCCCAAUUCUCAAAUAUAUACCCUAUUGAUACUUAUAUAUAUAUAUAUGUAUGUUAGCGUGUGUAUAUAGGACAAGCGUACAAUAAUCGCAAACCCAAGGAGCAAAGUAGUACUAAGUACCUGCAAAACAAACAGAAACGGAAACAGAACACGAAACACGAAAAGUAUCUCUGCAGUGGAUAUUACAUAGUCAAUAAUAAAUGUUAACAAUGUUAUACUAUAUAUACAUAUAUAUAUACAUAUAAAAGAAAACCAAUGAAAAAAUCUUAAAUGUA